Molecule: messenger RNA, 417 nt
Organism: Suillus bovinus
Lineage: Eukaryota; Fungi; Basidiomycota; Agaricomycetes; Boletales; Suillaceae
Exons: 3
Coding region: 1-417 (138 amino acids)
Source: RefSeq, a predicted model, not a curated record
AUGUUCAUUUCUUCUACAGACAGGACCCUGUCACUCAGUCUAGAAUCUGUAAAGCCUGCAAGUUGUCAGACACAUGCAUUUAAUGAGCAUACCAUCAUUUAUUUGGAAGAAGCAGAGCACAACCACUGGCAUGUCCAUGCUUCAUUGCAUUUGAAAACAUUUUUGGAUGAUGGCUGGAUGAUCACGACCUUGCAUCAACAGCUCAAGGAUCCGGCUUACACCUUGGACUCACUCGGUACUCCCCCAAGUCCUAGCUCACUCACCAGUACCAUCCUGUUAGCUCCAGAUGACGUACUGCCUAACUUUACCCUGGAUAAAAUGCACAAACAGAUCGUGAGAUUUAUCAUUGCCAAUGAUCAGUCAGUAAUUGCUUUCAGGCAAUCAGCAUUAUUGAAUGCCCAGAAUUUCGCUGCCUGA